UUAGUAGAGACCGUGGAUUUGCGGCCUUUACUCUUGUACCUCUAUCUGUCCUCAUGUUGUGGUUUGGAUUUGGGUAUAAGGGUUUCGGGCAGGUCGCUCUUGGGGAGGAUCUGAUCUCGAGUCUUCCAGAAGUGGUCAAGUUAAAAGGCGCAGAGGUUGGAGAUUCUAUGAUAUCCAGAGUUAUUCCCUCGUGGAGCUAUACUGCGUUUCUGACAGAGGAUGGAUCCGUUCUUCUAUCUGGUUUUGUCGGUGGGUGCCACGUUCCGUAUCUUUGCCUUCCGGGCAUCAAAUGCCUUGACCUUCUUCCAACAGAAAAUGUCAUUAUUCUGCAGUUUACUGACUGUGUCAAGUGUUGGGCAGUUAACACUCUGAGUCCCUUAUUAAUGCAUGAAAAAUCUGUGUGGAAAAUGGAUACCUGUGCUGGACACAAUGUAGCGUUCCCUUUGGUAGCCAAUGGACACAUCAUCCCUCAAGCUCCAUUCUUCAGGCAAUUACCAACUAAAUGCAGUGCCCACAAGUUGGUGUUAGGAAAUGAACAUGUUGUGCUAAUCACCACUGAAGGGACUUUACUUACAUGGGGAGCUGGCAGACAUGGGCAGCUUGGGCAUGGAGAUUUGGAAGAUGUGCAAGAUCCUCGAAUUGUAGACGCUUUGCAUGGUGUGGUGAUGGUUGAUGCAGCAGCAGGAGGCUGGCAUUCAGUUGGUCUGAGUGAAGGUGGUGAUAUUUACUGUUGGGGCUGGAAUGAAUCUGGGCAGCUUGGACUUCCUUCGAAAGCACUAGCACAAGAAAAAGCAAAUACAGAAGAAGCACCUACAGGGGCAGAUCCUGCGGAAGCCAGUGAAUUUAUUACAAUUCAGGCCUUUCCAGCUUUAAUUGAUCUGCCUCAUGAAUCAGAGGUUAUCAAGAUCAGUUGUGGAUCACGGCAUACAGCUGCCGUAACUGGUUCUGGAGAUCUGUAUACGUGGGGAUGGGGUAAAUAUGGACAGCUCGGCCAUGGGAAUACAAUGAGUUUGGACCAUCCACAACGUGUGGAAUAUUUUUCUCAGAAUCAACUUUGUGUUAAAGAGGUGUCUUGUAAACAUUGGAAGACUUAUGUACGGUGCCAUCAGAAAAUUAUUUCAGCAGGGCUGAACCAUAAUGAUAAUGGUGCUACAAUAUGAGAUCCAUAGAAGGCCAAAGCAGAGGAGGACAAUUUACAGAUAUGAAAUUUCUGAACCCCCCCCUUUUUUUUAUUUUAAGGAUGGAGAUUUGAACAGACUUGAAGAAAAGCUGAAUUUUAAUUAAACAUUUGUUUUUAUAUUGAAAUUUUUUUUUUGAAAUAUACAUAAAGUAUGUUGCUAAACCUCA
Molecule: messenger RNA, 1347 nt
Organism: Bombina bombina (fire-bellied toad)
Lineage: Eukaryota; Metazoa; Chordata; Amphibia; Anura; Bombinatoridae
Gene: RCCD1
Product: RCC1 domain containing 1
Exons: 8
Coding region: 54-1160 (368 amino acids)
Source: RefSeq, a predicted model, not a curated record